Messenger RNA from Carlito syrichta (Philippine tarsier), 409 nucleotides. Its product is annotated as serine/threonine-protein phosphatase 4 regulatory subunit 1-like. NCBI's taxonomy places the organism in Eukaryota, Metazoa, Chordata, Mammalia, Primates, Tarsiidae. Gene Ontology annotation, biological process: protein dephosphorylation. The record is from RefSeq and is a predicted model, not a curated record. The coding region runs from base 29 to 409 and encodes 126 amino acids. The transcript has 2 exons. Gene Ontology annotation, molecular function: protein phosphatase regulator activity.
CAGGUUAAGAUUUUGCUACUGUGGGAGAAUGUUUGCUUAUGCUGCCAUUAUUUCAAUAGAACCAACUGUACGAGCGGAGCUGAUGGAACAGGUGCCUCAUAUUGCAUUGUUUUGUCAAGAAAACCGGCCUUCAAUACCAUAUGCUUUUUCCAAAUUUUUACUACCUAUUGUGGUUAGAUAUCUUGCAGAUCAGAAUAAUCAGGUGAGGAAAACAAGUCAGGCAGCUUUGUUGGCUCUGCUGGAGCAGGAGCUUAUUGAGCGAUUUGAUGUGGAGACCAGAGUAUGUCCUGUCCUCAUAGAGCUGACUGCGCCAGAUAGCAACGAUGAUGUGAAAACAGAAGCUGUGGCUGUAAGUGGAAUGCUGUUUUUCCAUUCAGGCAAAACUAGACUGAUAGGAGGUGCUCACUAA